AUGCAUAAAUUAAUGCAUAUUCAUUUACUAAUCGACCAUUCCAUGUUUUCGCUGAGCUUCUUCUGUGAAAUGGUAGUCGAAGAAGAACUCCUCUCCCUUGUAGAUGUCUCUCUUGGCGUAGAAUACGAUCUUAGUCACGCCUCUGAGUGUCUUCACGGUCGUCCUCAAAUUUGCAUCAUCACUACUGUGAUUUAUGUAUCUGCUCUUGUUUCCCAAAAUGAAUGCAUCAAUCGACCACAUCACGUCUGUUCCCCUGUUGGCCAUGUUGAACAAAUAGCUCAGGUUGUUCAUCUCGUAGAAGUUUCCUCUUCUUUCUGCCUCCUUGUCACUUACUAUUUCACCUGUAUGUUCCAUCACAAACUCAUUCUUUUUUAUGACAUCUUCUUCACAAAAUAG
Enterospora canceri is the source of this 396-nucleotide messenger RNA. NCBI's taxonomy places the organism in Eukaryota, Fungi, Microsporidia, Enterocytozoonidae. The record is from the annotation of a GenBank genome assembly.